Molecule: messenger RNA, 1213 nt
Organism: Cyclopterus lumpus (lumpfish)
Lineage: Eukaryota; Metazoa; Chordata; Actinopteri; Perciformes; Cyclopteridae
Gene: stmn1a
Product: stathmin 1a
Exons: 5
Coding region: 154-594 (146 amino acids)
Biological process (GO): neuron projection development; microtubule depolymerization; regulation of microtubule polymerization or depolymerization
Cellular component (GO): neuron projection; cytoplasm
Molecular function (GO): tubulin binding
Source: RefSeq, a predicted model, not a curated record
CUCGCGGUAAAUUCUUUGAGAGAGGAGCACAUCAUCCAGAGCUUGUUUAAGGUGGGUGUGACGCACAACAUCUUUUACAACAGAAGAAGUAACACGAGGAGUUUUUUUUUUUUUUUUUACGUCUGUAAAAUUGACCUGCAGCGCACUCUUAAGAUGGCAACCUUUGAAGAUAUCCAGGUCAAGGAGCUUGACAAGAGGGCCUCUGGCCAGGCCUUUGAGGUCAUCCUGGGUGCUCCUGCCCCAGAUGCCAAGGGUGAAUUCCCCCUGUCUCCCCCCAAGAAAAAGGACGUGUCGCUGGAGGAAAUUCAGAGAAAACUGGAUGCUGCAGAGGAGAGACGCAAGAACCAUGAAGCUGAGGUUCUGAAGCACUUGGCUGAGAAGCGUGAGCAUGAAAAGGAAGUGCUACAGAAAGCUAUGGAGGAGAACAACAACUUCAGUAAAAUGGCAGAGGAGAAGCUCAAUCAGAAGAUGGAGGCCAACAAAGAGAACCGCACAGCACUUAUGGCAGCAAUGAAUGAGAAAUUCAAGGAGAAGGACAAGAAGUUGGAAGAGGUGCGAAAGAACAAGGAAACCAAAGAUGGCUCCGAAGACUGAAGUUUCAAAUGGGGUGUUGUACAGGGUUUUUUACGUAUCCAAAGAUUGAUUUAUUUUUUGUUCGACCAGUAUUUUUGUUGUGUUCACUACCCACCUUUUGGAAAUAACUCCAAGUUCUACUCAAUUUUUCCUGCUAUAAGUGUACUUUCACUGGUUUUACUUGUGGAUCAUUUCCCCCACUUGUUGAGUCUGUUCCAUUUGAUAUGUAGCUUUGUCAGUGCAGCUUCUGCCCUUUUUGGAAAUUUGCAGUGUUUACUCUUUUGUUUAUUAAGGAAGCAUGUUUCUAUGCAUAGGUAUUUUAUCCCUGCCUAUUUCAUAGUGCGUUUUGAAAAACUGUUCCUGUGAACCACACCUGUUCUUGGCACUUACUGUAUAUUGAAAAAAAAAAGUAGCACAAGGUUUGACCAAGGCGUCGGCUGUUAUACAUGCAGGUGUUUCGUGCUCCUUGCACAUCACAGUGUACAUAAACAUGCCAGACAUGGAAAUGGACACCACCUUGACAUCGCUGACCAGUGGGCUACACAUGGCAUGGAAACGAGCAAUACAUGUCCGUCUCAUUAGAUACAGUGGCUAGUUGACUUGAACUGUUGUACUAAAACAAAUAAAAAUGUAAACUCAC